Messenger RNA from Aureobasidium namibiae CBS 147.97, 828 nucleotides. RefSeq lists its product as uncharacterized. The transcript has 2 exons. Lineage: Eukaryota; Fungi; Ascomycota; Dothideomycetes; Dothideales; Saccotheciaceae. The record is from RefSeq and is a predicted model, not a curated record. The coding region runs from base 1 to 828 and encodes 275 amino acids.
AUGGCAGACCAGCAGCCUGAUCAAAUCCCUACUUCGCCUCAGCAGAAGCAAGCCCCAAACGCUUCCAUGCUCGCCAACCACGAAAACACCACCGAGCAAUCACGCAUCAUGACCGACCAGCACUUCGAUCAGCUCUUCACCUCCAAAGAGGAGGCUCGAGUUCCAGACGCCCUUGACACCGCCCACUACGAGGCCCCCUGGUCCCCAUCCGUCGACUCCAACUCCCAGCAGCACAAGCUCUGCAAGACAAUGUUUGACGCAUUUGGCGACGGCAACACCGAGAAGGCGCAAAUUUAUGCUCGCGUCUUGCUGCUUCAGGGUACCCUGCUGUUCAGAGUGUACGCUCACCUGAUUCUUGCCUACGGCAUCGACCAUGGUUUGACCCACGCUCGCAUCGCUGUUCAGGAGGCCGAGCAAGCCGUCAACACACUCAAGGACGACGACAGCCAGGUUGCCAAACUCCUGGCUCUGGCUAAGCGCACUCUUGCCAUCAUCGAGGAACAGGACGCCACCAUGGACGAGAACAACAAACUGAGUGACAUCGAAGAAGAGGAGGAAGAAGACGAGGAGGUUGAGGAGGUUGGAGAUCUGCAGAAGGUCAACGAGGCCAGCGAGUACAACCAGGUCAACCAGGUCAACCAGGUUAACGAGGUCAACAAGGAGACCAAGGAGGCCAAGGAGACCAAGGAAGCUCCUGUUGAGUUCAACGCAGAGAUGGACAGUGUGAGCCAGGCCACUCCUAGAAGCGCUCCUGUCGCUAUCGACAAGUUCGGGAUCGCCAACUGGAGUUUCAAGGCUCUCAAGGACGGCAAGCGUUCUAACCCCUGA